AUGAAGGACUUUAGGCUCAGGUUGUGUAUAAUAAGGUCUGGUGAUUGGGUCUCUCGCUGGCAUUUACCGGGGUUCAUUGUGCCUCGGACUCAAAAGCUCUGGCUCUCAUUCUCGGAGAUUCAACGGGUGUGUCCCCGCUUGGCCAUCCUGCAGGCGCUGCUUCAGGCACACGAUGUGGUGGCGCACGAGGUGUACGGCGACGAGGCCAUCCGCGUGACGCCGCCCCCUCUACUGCCCUACCUCAACGGCGGCGACGACGUCGACCCCGCCAACGGCGACGUAGACAUGGAGAACAUCACCAGGGUCAGACUCGUGCAGUUCCAGAAGAACUCUGACGAGCCCAUGGGCAUCACGCUCAAGAUGAACGAGGAGGGGCGGUGCAUCGUGGCGCGUAUUAUGCAUGGGGGGAUGAUCCACCGGCAGGCCACCCUACACGUGGGCGACGAGAUCCGGGAGAUCAAUGGUGUGCCCGUAGCCAACCAGAGUGUCGACAUCCUGCAGAAGAUGCUGAGAGAGGCCCGCGGCUCCGUUACCUUCAAGAUCGUCCCCUCCUACCGCAGUGCCCCGCCCCCUUGCGAGAUCUAUGUUCGCGCCCAAUUCGACUAUGAUCCUCUUGAGGAUGACUUGAUUCCCUGUGCACAAGCAGGGAUUGCCUUUAAGACCGGAGAUAUUCUGCAGAUAAUAUCCAAGGAUGAUCAUAAUUGGUGGCAGGCGAAAAAGGAUCCAAAUGGUACUGCUGGGCUGAUUCCGUCACCUGAACUUCAAGAGUGGCGAACUGCUUGCCUUGCUAUGGAGAAGAGUAAGCGUGACCAAGUUAAUUGCUCAUUCUUUGGUCGGAAGAAGAAGCAGCACAAAGACAAGUAUCUUGCUAAACACAAUGCUGUUUUUGACCAGCUUGACCUUGUCACUUAUGAAGAAGUCAUAAAACUGCCAUCAUUUCGACGGAAGACACUGGUGCCAGUGCAUGAUGGUGUUGGGAGGCUACACAUCAAGAACACCCUCAUAGCCUCACAUCCAGACAAAUAUGCUUAUUGUGUUACAGAUACUACCCGAAGUCCACGAAAAGAUGAAGAAAAUGGAAAGAAUUACUACUUUGUGUCUCAUGAUGAAAUGAUGGCAGAUAUUGCAGCAAAUGAGUAUUUGGAAUAUGGUACUCAUGAAGAUGCAAUGUAUGGCACAAAACUGGAAACUAUUCGUAAGAUUCAUGGUGAAGGUCGUAUGGCAAUCUUAGACGUUGAACCACAGGCUCUCAAGAUCCUGCGUACCGCUGAAUUUGCACCGUAUGUUGUAUUCAUCGCUGCUCCUUCUCUUCAAAAUAUGACUGAUUACGAUGGAAGUUUAGAACGGCUGGCAAAGGAAUCGGACAUGCUCAAGCAGUUAUAUGGUCAUUUCUUUGAUCUGACCAUAGUGAAUAAUGACAUCGAAGAAACAAUCCGACAACUGGAAAAAUCUAUUGAAACUAUGAAUAUGACACCGCAGUGGGUGCCUGUGUCAUGGGUUUACUGACAGACCGCCCCUCCCCGAGACAGUCCCUCUGACUGCUAUUGCUGUGGAACAUCAAGGAGCAAAGAGGCUAACAGACGAGCCCACCAACACCAUAGAAGGUGAUCCAGUGGAGCAUAGAACCACACAACCAUGACCAGAGUGC
Messenger RNA from Homarus americanus (American lobster), 1648 nucleotides. RefSeq names its product peripheral plasma membrane protein CASK-like (gene CASK). The record is from RefSeq and is a predicted model, not a curated record. Gene Ontology annotation, cellular component: plasma membrane; cell-cell junction. Gene Ontology annotation, biological process: regulation of neurotransmitter secretion. Lineage: Eukaryota; Metazoa; Arthropoda; Malacostraca; Decapoda; Nephropidae. Gene Ontology annotation, molecular function: signaling receptor binding.